GCUUAUUACCCCUGCCAGUGUUGGGUCUUGUCUCUUUCUUUCUGUUCCCCCCAGUCUCUUCUCUAAAAAAGGGUUUCGAGCAUAGUAGAGCUUGUUGUUCUCACAAUAACAUAUGAACUAGUGUGCUCACUGGGCUUAAGUGUGUACUACCAUGGCUCAUGCUACACCCGAAUUCUAUGCCAUUCAGAGCUCAAGUCCGAUUACUACCCUUCGUUUCUCUCAGCAGGCACCAGUGAUCCUUAAACAUCAACUACACUCGGAGAAGAAUCCAAUAUCUGCAAUAAUAGCUAAACAAGAGUCACCAGAGAAAUAUGGUGUAAUAGAGCAACUGUUCUUCUCCUGUCUACAAACCGGUGAUGAUAGGUCUGCUCUGUUAUGUCUCGAGCAAUUGACAUGUCGUUUCGGCUCUUCGAAUGAGAAAGUAAUGGGGUUGCGUGGCCUAUAUGAGGAGGCUAUAGCUGAAAAUCAGUCUGAUCUGGAGGAUUCCCUACGUAAAUACGAUUCCUACCUGUCGGAGAACCCACUUAAUUUGCCUAUUUUAAAACGCCGCGUCGCGCUCUUGCGUUCACUUUCAAGGCCUGCAGAUGCUAUAAGCGGCUUGGUAGAGCUCCUAAAAGCCGUGCCUACCGAUGCAGAGGCCUGGUGUGAACUUGCAGAUCUAUAUCAGUCUCAAGGAUUGAGCUCGCAAGCAAUAUUCAGUCUCGAAGAGGCCCUGCUAAUCGCCCCUAAUGCUUGGAAUAUUCAUGCUCGUCUUGGAGAAGUUCUAUACAUCUGCGCCCGCACUGCGGGGACAGAAGUUUCCUCUCGGUAUUUGCGAAGAUCUAUCCAAUAUUUUUGUAGAAGCGUCGAACUAUGUGACGAUUAUCUUAGGGGGUUUUAUGGCUUAGUUUUGGCGACUUCACUUCAACUUAAAAGAGAAUACACGAUGAGUUUUGCGCAGGCGUCAUCGUCGGCGUCAACGGAUGAUUUCUUACCCAAAGAGAAGGCCGAUAAAUUGAAUCUUCUUGCUAGAAGAAAACUUGAGGACAUUGUAAAACAGCGGUCUGGAAACCGCCAGCUUUGGGAGCAUGCGCAAGGCGAACUCAUUGCAGCCCAAGAGCUACUUGACCGCAACUCAUGUUAAGUGAGCACGCAAGUUAACUUCACCAUGAAUCCAUUAACUACAUGUAUAAUGAAUAUCUCCUCCCUUAUUGUUAUACUAUCUAGAGCUCUUUUCCUUCGGGGUUGAAGGGUGCUGGAGAGAGGUGU
Aspergillus pseudonomiae is the source of this 1248-nucleotide messenger RNA. RefSeq lists its product as uncharacterized. The transcript is spliced from 4 exons. The record is from RefSeq and is a predicted model, not a curated record. Bases 152 to 1123 code for a protein of 323 amino acids. Gene Ontology annotation, cellular component: EMC complex. Lineage: Eukaryota; Fungi; Ascomycota; Eurotiomycetes; Eurotiales; Aspergillaceae. Gene Ontology annotation, molecular function: protein binding. Gene Ontology annotation, biological process: protein folding in endoplasmic reticulum.